ACUUCAAUACACAGGGACCUGAAGAAGAAACAUCAUGGCGGCUGCCGUGAAGACUUGAGCAUAACAAAGGAUGUAGAAGUUUAGUUUAGGAUCCAACAGACUCUGUAUAAUAUUGCACGCGACAUGGAUAACACGCAACAGCAUCCUGACUACUAUGGCGGCCACAGGGAGCCCCCUUACUCUGUCAACAGACCUCACGUACCGACACAGCUGGACCCGGCUCCUCCGCAGUGGGCUUCUUCACAGGGAUAUGACGGACACCCGUACGGAUUUAGAUACGACCUCCCUGCACUGCCUCCCAGGGAAGGGGGUUUCGGAGGACCCCGCUUGCCUCCUCCGUUUGGAUUUGACCCCACAGUCCCACCGCCUCCUUUCGGCUACCCACCACCUGGACAGUUCCCCAACAUGGUGCCCCCUGCCCCGGUAAACGUACACAGCAGCGGUCAUGGAGCAUCACCGUUUCACACAUUUGGUCAGCAGUUUAGACCCGUUCCUCAGAGUGCUCAGUAUGACCCGGAUGCAUGUCAGAGUCCGCUGCUUCCUCCGCGGGGUACCGGCCCGGACCGGAUUCCAGUUUCACAGAGACGAGUUGAGGAUGAAGCCGGCUUUCAGAGGAGCCAGGACCAGCAGUGGAUCAGACGCUUCUUACAAAGCAGAGACAAGACCUCCAGAGGUUCUCAGACCCAGCAGCCCCAGAGUCUCCCUGACAUGCAGACCCUGCAGCCCCAGUGUGUCCCGGAGCUGAGGCGGACUCUAUACCAGGCCGCUCAGCUGGUCUCCCAGCUGGCUGAAACCUGUGAUGCUCUGAGGAGAGGUGUGGAGGAGGACGGGGUCUGGACCCCUUCUUAUUCAGGUGCUCUCAAGCUGAAGCAGGAGCUGCAGAGCUCGCUGUCUGUGCUCAGCGACAGUCAGAACUUAGCUGGUUGGAAGGUUAAAGUGUCCCGGGUCGCUGCGAGGAGGUCCAGGAGGCUGAGAGCACGUAGACUGCUGCAGCUGGAGGAGAACCAGAGGAAGGAGCGCACCGCCGAGAAGGAGGCUGCUAUAGAUAAGUGGAGGCUGCAGCAGAUACAGCAGGUGGAGGAAAGGAAGAAGGAACAGGAAGUGAAGCUGGCUGCAGACACUGUCCUCUGUGAGGUGAGGCGGAAGCAGGCGGAUGUGAAGAGGAUGCAGGACGUGCUGAGAUCUGUGGAGAAGCUACGCAAACUGAGGAAGGAGGCAGCAUCCAGGAAAGGUAUCGUCACAGAGUCAGAGUGUGACGAUGCAUUCAGGGACCGUGUGGAGCAGCUGAGGAAUGUGAUGAAGAGGAGGACGGCGGUGUAUUCGGUGGAGGAGAAGGCUCUGAGGGUGAUGCUGGAGGGGGAACAGGAGGAGGGGAGAAGGAAGGAGCAGGAAAGGAAGAUGAGGAAGGAGAGGGAGAGACAGCUGCAGAGGAGGCGCAGAGUACAAACCAUCCUGUUUGGAGAGGAUCUUCCUGCUGACUCCGUGCUGCAGCCAUUCAAACACUACUACACUCAGGCUGAGAGAUCUCUGCCUGCCCUGCUGCAGAUCAGGAGACAGUGGGACAUGUUUGUGGUGGACUCUGAUCACCCUGAUGGCUCUACUGUUCCUCAAACCUGGAUCAUCCCUGACCCCCCCUCAGACCAGGUGUGGGCCUCUGCCCUGCAGCCUGAAGACUCAGAUUGAAACAUGCUCUGCGUCUAAUCUCAAACACACAGUUAUAAACACACAAACAGAGCUGUAACACACCGAGUAGGAGUGACUCUGACCUUAAACACGACACUAACACCUGUACCUGGGGGGUAUGCCAUGAAGCAGGAUUUUCAGCCUGUUGAUAACCAGUUUAGCCUCCUCUCUUAUGUCAGGUUUGUGAAGCCGGA
Molecule: messenger RNA, 1877 nt
Organism: Labrus mixtus (cuckoo wrasse)
Lineage: Eukaryota; Metazoa; Chordata; Actinopteri; Labriformes; Labridae
Gene: pdcd7
Product: programmed cell death 7
Exons: 5
Coding region: 124-1683 (519 amino acids)
Source: RefSeq, a predicted model, not a curated record